AUGAAUGACUCUGAAGAAGAGACAACACAGCAGCUGAGCUCCCUGGAUGAGGAACACCUGAUAAACAGUGGCACCAUAUACUCCAUCAAAGGCUUCCAAUUUCAACCACCCUAUGUCCUCAAGAGAGCUGCAGUGCAUCUGUGCCAUGGGCAUGGCCUCUUCGUACAGCUGUUCUGCCUCACAGUCUCUGCUAUUCUCCUUCUGGUUGUCCUUGUCAAAGUGUCCAAUGUUGCCAACUCCCAGGAACAAGAACAAGUAAACAAGGAUAAGAUAUACCAGAAGAUGGCCCAGCUGAAGCCUCAAAUAAAACACCUGUGCCGCCCCUGCCCCUGGGACUGGAUGCCCUUCCAAGGAAACUGUUACUUCUUCUCCAAGUUCCAACAGAACUGGCAUGACUCUGUCACUGCCUGCACAAAAAUGGGGGCCCAACUAGUGGUCAUCAAAAGCGAUGAUGAGCAGAGCUUUCUGCAACAGACUUCUAAAGAAAAAGGCAAUGCCUGGAUGGGUAUGUCAGACCUGAAACAUGAAGGCACUUGGCACUGGGUAGACGGCUCACAUCUGCUGUUCAGUUUCAUGAAAUAUUGGAACGAUGGAGAGCCCAACAAUGAAGCGGAAGAAGACUGUGCAGAAUUCAGAGACAGCGGCUGGAAUGAUGUCCCAUGCUCAGCUAAGAAAUACUGGAUCUGCAAGAAGCCUGCUGUGUCCUGCACCAAAAAAUGAAAUUUCAUCUGUCUCUAGCACCUGUUGCCAAAAUGACCUUGCAGGGUGACUGAACUUAACCUACAAUUUAUGUAUGCCAGUUCCUUCUUCUGUGAACAUAAAGAUCCUAACUGCAGCUGUUUCCUCA
Molecule: messenger RNA, 847 nt
Organism: Acomys russatus (golden spiny mouse)
Lineage: Eukaryota; Metazoa; Chordata; Mammalia; Rodentia; Muridae
Product: CD209 antigen-like protein C
Exons: 7
Coding region: 1-720 (239 amino acids)
Source: RefSeq, a predicted model, not a curated record